Messenger RNA from Lecanosticta acicola, 2066 nucleotides. The record is from the annotation of a GenBank genome assembly. NCBI's taxonomy places the organism in Eukaryota, Fungi, Ascomycota, Dothideomycetes, Mycosphaerellales, Mycosphaerellaceae.
AUGGUUCCGACUCCGCGAAGCCACUAUGCUGGCUCGCGGAGUAACAAGCCCUGGCUCGAGAUCGUCCCGGACACGCGCUUCAUUGUCUUCCAUGGCACCGAACAUGAGUCCAACUCGGUGAAACUAAAAGGAGUGGUGCGUCUCCACACGUCCGAGGCCAUUAGCAUUCUCAAGCCCAAGGUCAGAUUAGAGGGCAAGAGGCGAAUACAAUGGUGGUUCAUGGCAGCCGUGACGGCUGGGGAGCAAGUAUGCAAAGGUGUCUUCUGGAAUGAGGAGCAGAAGCUGGGUAUCGAGAGCGCGCACAAGAUCAAGGUAUGUCUUUCGGAGGAUGCGAGAACAGCAGUGCGACGUCGUCGUCGCACUGCCUUGUCAUGGAGACCCUCGCUUGACUCAAAGUAUAUGCGCUGAACGAUUGUCUGCAGGCUGGAACCAUAGAAUGGCCCUUCGAAUUCGAGCUGUCGCCUGCCAUGCCAGAGAGCGUGGAAGGACUUCCUCACAACUACAUCGUAUACCACCUUCACGCGAGUGUCUCGAGACCCGGGUGGAAUGCGAAGGACCUCAUGGCACAAGAGCACAUUCGAAUUGUUCGGACCCUGGGUCAAGAUAGUAUGGAGAUGACUCGGUCCAGAGUGAAUGCCGACAUCUGGGCGAAUAAGAUUUCAUACAGCAUCAGCAUCCCCACGGAUGCUAUCGUCUUCGGCACAUCGAUCACGGCAGACGUGGAGCUAUCACCGAUUAAGAAAGGACUACGGUUAGGUAAGGUGGAACUUCGCCUGAUGGAGACUGUGGUGAAGCGAGUCACUCAAGCAGACGAUCCGAAUUUGAGAGCGGACAGACAAAAGACGGAGGAAAACGAGGUGGCCAAGGCAGACAUGGACUUUCCGGAGGACUCGCGAGUGAUGUAUGACGACGAAUCGAUCGACAAUCCAGUGCUGGCGGACGAAAUGUACAAGUUUCAGGCAACGCUUCCCCUACCAAAGUCCCUGAACGUAUGCCGACAAGACGUCGACAACCACAACAUCAACGUCUCGCACCGAUUCAAGCUGAUGGUGAAUAUUCACAACCCGGAGGGUCAUGUCUCGCAACUGGUGUGCAGGCUACCUGUGAAACUGUUCAUCUCACCCAAUCUGCCGGUCGAUGAGAGGAAUGAGGUGUCUGCAAGUCCCAUCAAUGGCGUAUCUGAGGGAGAGCUGAAUAGGGGUGAAACGCAACUAGUUGCACCACCAGAGUAUGGACGUCAUCAGCUGGAUCAGAUGUAUAGCGACAUCGAUGUGAGUGGCUUCAUGAGUCGGGCUGGUAGCGGGCCCAACACGCCGGCCGGCAUUUUCGCACAGAGUCGGAGAGGCUCGCACGAGAACGUGCUUUCGAUCAAUGGUGUUGCAGACAGCGACCCGUCGAUACAUCAUGGAAGCGCGAUGCCUUCAUUGUUGCGCUCGCGGUUAGCGGACCUUCAGGAGAGCAACGGCAAUCAGACAGGAUAUCGCCAAUCGCAAGUAACCUCUCGCAACCACAGUCCCUCUGGAGGGAACUCACCUGCACCUGGUAUGGAGAGCAAUGGCCAGAGCACACACGAUCAUUCGCCUGAGAGGUGUAGUAGCCACCCGCGACUUGUCAGUCUAGUGCCCAACGGAACUGGAUCAUAUUUUCCAUCUACGACCGCUUCUGCGGGUCAGUCGCCGCAUGGAAGCGCUCCGUUGUCGCGUAGGGCGUCUGAUGAGCACAAUCCCGAGAUACACGCACAAGACUACGACAUGGACAACCUGAGUCGGGUCCCAUCGUACGCCGCAGCGCUGCGAACGCCUGGGGCGAUCACUCCCUUCACGCAGGGUCCACCGUCCUACGUGGAAGCCACCAGUCGACCUCCCUCCCGCGCAGGAAGUCCGAUUCAGCGACCAGGACAGGCACAUGUCCGGAGUGGCACCAGUUCUCCACAACCACAACCUUCCGGUACACCCAAUGCUCUCGGCGCGCUGGGGAAUCUGUCGCUCUCGUCGCCCACGGCACCUCACCCACCUACCCACGAAGAGGCCGACGCGCGGCUCCGAAUGCUUCGCGCAAGGACUUAG